AUGUGUGGCCUCAUUGAUUUAUCUUGUUCAGGGCAACGUAUGUCAUGUUGCAAUGGGCAUGUAGGGGCUUCUAGAAGUUGGGCAAAACUUGAUAGAGUGCUCAUUAAUAAUUCUUUUUCAGCCCGUUUCCAAUCAGCUCAAUAUAAAUACCUUAAUCGCAAAUCAUCAUAUCACUGUCCGCUGGUGGUUUAUUCCGAUUUGCUGUUUACCACUUACAGUCCUUCUCCAUUUCGUUUUCUCAAUAUGUGGUGUUUGCAUAAUGAUUUCUUGCCUUUUGUGAAGGAAGUUUGGAGUACACCGGAUCAAACGACGGGACUUAUGAAGCUUGCUAUCAGAUUAAAAGGAACAAAGGUAGCCCUUCGUGCCUGGAACAAAAAUAUUUUUGGAAGAGUGGAAGGUAAUAUAAGAGCCCUUGAGGAGAGAAUGGAAGUCUUGGAGAAUCAACUUCAGUCAGAGUUUUCUGAGGAGAUUGAGGUAGACUUUUUAGUGACAAAAAUUGAGCUGGAAUUGUGGGAGAAGAGGGAAGCCACUCGCUUGGGUCAAAUUGCUAAGAAAAAUUGGUUGAUAGAAGGAGAUCAAAAUUUUACCUUCUUUCAUUCAGUCAUUAACCAACGAUGCCAAAAGGGCAUGAUUAAGAAGAUGGUACUUUCAGAUGGUCGGAUCCUGGAAAAUGCUAAAGCGGUACACAAUGGUGCUGAGAAUUAUUGUGGCACCCCCAGCCCCCGCUUGGGAUUGGACGGUGACUGA
This is a messenger RNA of Juglans regia (Persian walnut), 747 nucleotides long. RefSeq lists its product as uncharacterized. NCBI's taxonomy places the organism in Eukaryota, Viridiplantae, Streptophyta, Magnoliopsida, Fagales, Juglandaceae. The record is from RefSeq and is a predicted model, not a curated record. The transcript has a single exon. Bases 1 to 747 code for a protein of 248 amino acids.